Messenger RNA from Penicillium riverlandense, 732 nucleotides. Its product is annotated as Appr-1-p processing. The record is from RefSeq and is a predicted model, not a curated record. Gene Ontology annotation, biological process: peptidyl-glutamate ADP-deribosylation. NCBI's taxonomy places the organism in Eukaryota, Fungi, Ascomycota, Eurotiomycetes, Eurotiales, Aspergillaceae. The transcript has 2 exons. The coding region runs from base 1 to 732 and encodes 243 amino acids.
AUGCCAGGCCAGAUUUCCGAGAAUUCAGAGGAUGCCGACUCCAGUGAAAGCACCGACAGUAUCCAGCCUUCCCCGCCAUAUCCUCCUCAUACUAGUUGUGUCGUCGAGGUCCCAGGUAACCUCUUUGAUGCACCUGCUGACUCGGGGUUGAUUCGUAUGUUACACCCCGCAUCCUGCCCAAACAAAAGUAAACUGACUUCAGCCCAAGAUGCCUGUAACUGUAUGGGUGUAUGGGGUGCUGGAAUUGCUCGCAUGUUCCGACAGAGGUAUCCUCGAGCGUACCAAUACUACCGCUCCCAUUGCCAGAGCUAUAGUGAAUACCCGGAACGAAACAGCAUCAUCAACCUCCAAGUCGGCGGCGACAGACGGAUCUCCGUGUGGAAACCACUGGGCACGGCGCUGGUGAUCCCUCCCCAGGGUUCCGAGACACACUGGAUUAUCUGUCUGUUUACUUCUCGUGGAUUUGGCAACCGCGUCAGCUCCCCCAAUCUGAUUGCAAAUAGCACGUAUGCUGCUCUAAAGGAUCUAGAGCGGUGGAUGGGAAUCUACCAGGCUCUGCACGAACACAUGGGCCUUGCUAUGCCUAAUGAUUUGUACGCGUGCCGAUUUAACUCGGGACGGUUUGAUUUUCCUUGGAAUAGGACUCGGAAUCUCAUUGAGGGCGCUGGUGUGGCUAUGACUGUUGUUUAUCCUCUUGAGGAGAGAGAGGAUGAGUCUGCGACUCCGAGUUAA